Molecule: messenger RNA, 565 nt
Organism: Oryza brachyantha (malo sina)
Lineage: Eukaryota; Viridiplantae; Streptophyta; Magnoliopsida; Poales; Poaceae
Exons: 1
Coding region: 98-520 (140 amino acids)
Source: RefSeq, a predicted model, not a curated record
GAACAACUCCACCGACCGCGGCCAUCCUCCCAUUCCCAUAUCAAUAGCAAUUAUAGCAGCGCCUUGGUGUACAGGAGGGAGGUAGCGUCGUACAGAGAUGGAUGGCUACUGCAACCUCGUCUCGUCGCCUCGGGUUGCCAGCGGCGCCGUGGAGGAGAGCAAAUGGGAGGGGGUGGCCGUCGGGGCGGCGGCGCUGGUGAGGAACCUGUCGUCGGCGUCCCAGAGGUUCAGGGCCGUGGAGAGGAGCAGGUCGACGUCCGGCGGCGGCGGCGGGCUGCAGGCCGUGGUGCGGAGGGCGUUCUCCAUGAGGAGGCAGCCGUCCAGCUUCACGGACGGGUACUGGAGGAUCCACGACGACAUGGACGGCGACGCAGCUGGCGAGCAUCAGGAACACGCGGCGUACGAGGAAGCGGAGCAGAAAAGAGUGGGCGAGCAGAAUCACGCGACGAGCAAGAAGGACAGGACCACGAAGAAGAAAGGCAGGAUCUUCAAGGCGUGCAGGAAGCUUCUUGGAUUCUGAUUAACCCAUUGAGAUCAAGGAUAUUAAUCUCCUGGAGCAGAAAAA